AUGGAAUCUGUCUUCGUCCCUGGUGCGAGGAGCUUGGGCGCUGAACCGAGGCCGAAGGCCUCAGACUUGCGCGGUCAUGCGAGGCAGGCCCCUGGCGGGCUGUCGGGCCCGACUUUGCCUAUUCUAGUACUGGCAUCCACCCUGGUAGGGAAGAGCUAUCGACGGUCAUGCAGGCAGAGCCGCCGUACACUGCGACCUUUGAGGGCAUCGGAGGUGAUGCUGCCUGAUACUUUGUUUGAUCUCGAGCCGACGGAAUCCUGGUCCUCCAAGCUGGGUAUCGUGCCCCCGGACGACAUCCGAAGACGCAUCCGGCUCACGCGGGGCAUGCUGGAGAAAGACCUUCUCGCUUACAUCGGCGACACCGUCUGGGAGUACUUGGUUCUUCGGCAUCAGUACCAGCAGGUGGUCCGGAGCCCCUUCACGGAGAGCCAGAAGGUGAGGUCGAUCAGGCAGGCCAACGCGGCGGUCAUGCUCUUCCGUGGUGAGGCGCUGACUGAGAGGGAGCGCACCGUCGUUUUGGAGGGCGCCCAGAAGACCUGGCUGAGCAAGGUGAGGAUGAACUUCGACAACAUCCAGGAGGUUGGAGUCAAUGCGUACUCCAGCGCCCUGGGCCUUCGAACCCUGCUGGGCUACGCCUACAUGGACGCGGCUGCCUCUGAUGCCGACCUCACGCGGAUCGUGGAUGAGAUCGGGCUGCUUACACCUCCUGGAACGGAAGAUAAGAUGCUGUCCGAGAUCACCGGAGGUAUCUUUGACCCAUCACUUCGUCCGCCUGGUAGCUACUUCCUGGCCCUGGCGCCUUUGGGUCACGCCGCACUGCGCCUAUACAUUUGCCGAUACCUUUGCGAGAGGCCGACGCAGGCGAGUGAGUUCAUCUACCGAGUGAAGAUGGCGCUUCGCCAAGACGAGCUGGAUGCUGCAGCGGCGGCCUUCCUGCUGGAUAGUGCUACUGCCGAAGAGGCCCGCCUGAUGCAGGGCGCCCGCGAGCAGCGGGACAGCUACGCCUUUGCCUUCGAGUGCUUGCUGGGCGACCUGGCCCUCCGGCUGCCGUACCGCCUGCAUCAGAUCGUCUCGCAGUUUGGCUGGGCUCAGCCUUUGGAAGGUGGCCAAAGCCCCGGGAGCAUACGGCCAUUGGCCUCCGGAGCGCGUGGAUCUGCCGAGUCGGCCGGAUGGGGCUUGGCGGCCGCAGGCCUUGCUGUGGGCGCCCACAUGGGCCUUGCAGCUGCCUGGCGAGCCCGAUCUUCCACUGCCGCUGGUGCCGAGGGGGGGGCCUACAAGGAGACGCCUGCCGAUGAGCGCCUCUUUGAGCAGGUCUACCUGCAGUACACCUCGGAGUACAUGAAGGGCCCCAUGUACUGGCACAAGGACAAGCUGCAGGGCUCCCUGCCGGACUAUCCUGGACGCCCCAUGAUCAGGGACGGCAAGUACACCCCCUAUGUCCUGGGAAACCUGAAGUCCUUCAGCUCCAACGAGCUGGCGUUCUUGGCCAUGCUCUUCUUCGGCGUUGGCCUGUACGGCAACCUGCAGUUCAACUACUAUGACCCGCAGUGGGCCAAGGUUGAUGCCGGCGGCUACUUCAACGUCUCCUACAUUGUGGAGUCCCUGCUGCUGCCUAUCUCCUUCUUCAUGCACAUCGCAUGCUACAUCCAGAAGCAGAACGGCAAGUGA
This is a messenger RNA of Effrenium voratum, 1668 nucleotides long. The record is from the annotation of a GenBank genome assembly. NCBI's taxonomy places the organism in Eukaryota, Dinophyceae, Suessiales, Symbiodiniaceae.